Theobroma cacao (cacao) is the source of this 1536-nucleotide messenger RNA. RefSeq lists its product as uncharacterized. Lineage: Eukaryota; Viridiplantae; Streptophyta; Magnoliopsida; Malvales; Malvaceae. Gene Ontology annotation, molecular function: DNA binding. The record is from RefSeq and is a predicted model, not a curated record.
CCUCAUUGGAUUGUGCCCACCCCCAAAAAAAAAAAAAACCGAACAUAAUCCCAAAACCUCAACGGUUUUUGUGACUCUCUUCUUCUUACCACACAAAACACAUAAAUUUGAGAGAGAGAGCGAGAAAACAUAGAACAAAGAAGCAAACUUUUUUGAAGGAAUAGAUUUUAGAGAGAGAAAGUGUUGUUGGGGUUUUUUUUUAAUUUUGUUUUGCUUUUUUGAAAGAAAAAUUUGGUGUAUUUGCAGGUGAAACAAUGGAGAGUUUGGAGGUUAUUUCUGUUGAGCUUCCAGCACCUGCUUCUUGGAAGAAAAUGUAUUUUCCCAAGAAAGUUGGUUCACCAAGGAAGACUGAGAUCAUGUUCGUUGCACCAACUGGGGAGGAGAUUAAUAACAGAAAACAGUUGGAGCAGUAUCUAAAAUCACACCCAGGUAAUCCUCCCAUUGCAGAGUUUGAUUGGGGUACUGGUGAGACCCCUAGAAGAUCAGCAAGGAUCAGUGAAAAAGCUAAGGCUACUCCAACACCAGAGAAGGAACCCCCAAAGAAGCGAGGCCGAAGAUCAUUGAGUGCAAAGAAGGAAAACAAGGAAACAGAGGCUGUUCCUGAAAAAGCUGAGGGUGAGAAAGGAAGUGAAAAGCAAGAUACUCAAGCCACUGUGAAGGAAACUGCAGAAGGUGAAAAGGAAAAAGAUGGGGAGGUAAAACAGGUUGAGAAUGGAGGUAAAACAAAAGCAGCUGACCUGACUGGGGACAGUGAUGCCAAGAUGGAGGAACCUGGGGAAGAAGAAGCUGGUAAAGAUGUUAAGAUACCAGAUACUGCAAAGGAUGACAAAAAGGGCGAAGCUGCUGGUACUGCAGAAAACCCAACGUCAAUGGAAUUUCAAGAGAAACCUGCAGAAGCUUGUUGCACUGAUGGAACUCCAACUGAAGAAGAAAAGGUCGAAGCCCCUAUUGAAAAGGUGCCACAAACUCAGGCAGAGAAAGAGAAUGGUACAUGUGAGAAACAAUCUGAAAACCCUGAAACUGUGACAAUGGAAGCUAACGGGGGAGUAGAGAAAGAGAAUCCAUAUGGAGCAACCUUUGUACCUGAGGGAGAGGCUAAAGAGAAACAAGGUGUACUGGAGGUUUCUGGCAAGUGUAAUGUUCAGGUAGAGGAGAAAGGCAAGGCAGUGGAUGGGGAGUUGAUUGAAAAUGGUAAGGUUGGGCAAACUGAUGCCCCACAGCCUCCGGGACCUGCUGCCAUAAGCUGCUAAAUGUACCAUCUAUUAUCGUAGCUAUCCUGUGGUACUGUUUUUUUGUAUUUCCCUGUGUAACCUCUAUGAUUCCAUGGAUGACUGUAACAUUAAUGCUGUUGAUGCUAGAUUUGAUUGUAAGUAGGGAAAUCAACCUAUAUCCCUGUAAGAAGUAGGUUUUGAACAGUGCAGCUUUUGUUACGUUGUGUAGAACUUAGAUAGUAGGGACCUGGAACUCAUAACUUAUGGUUAGUGGCUCAAGUUUAAAGUUGGACAUGACAUGUAAUGUGGCAUGGAUUAACAGCAU